Molecule: messenger RNA, 1624 nt
Organism: Terrapene triunguis (Three-toed box turtle)
Lineage: Eukaryota; Metazoa; Chordata; Testudines; Emydidae
Product: tyrosine-protein phosphatase non-receptor type 14-like
Exons: 3
Biological process (GO): lymphangiogenesis
Molecular function (GO): protein tyrosine phosphatase activity
Source: RefSeq, a predicted model, not a curated record
ACAAUCAAGUUCUCCUCCCCCUAUCAGACGGCGGCCCACCUGGAGUAGGUCAUCCUUGCCAAGACAGCACCCAUUUAUACUGCCGCCUAUGCAUGUCCAGUGCGGAGAACACUACACUGAAACAAACAACUCACAAGACAGCAUUUUCCAUGGAAAUGAAGAAACAUUCUAUUGUAGAUCUCAGACCAGCUUGGACAGGUGCCCCAUGGACUUCAGCUACUUAAAUGGUAAUGGGCCAAAUGGCAGUAUGUGCAGUGCCCACAGCAUGAACUCUCUCAACCGUUCACAGAACUUCGUUCAGGCGUCUCCAAUGUCCUCCAAUCUCAGCAUCCCAGGAAGUGAUAUCAUGAGAGCAGACUACAUCCCCAGCCAUAGACAUAGUGCCAUCAUAGUGCCGUCCUACAGGCCAACGCCAGACUAUGAAACUGUCAUGAGGCAAAUGAAGAGGGGGGUUAUUCACAUGGAUAGUCAAAGUCAAUCUUUAAGGAACCUCAAUAUUGGAAAUACACAUGCUUACAACCAACCAGAAGACCUGGUUUACAGCCAACCUGAAAUUCGAGAGAGACAUCCCUAUACUGUUCCUUAUGGGCCGCAUGGUGGUUAUAACAAACCUGUUGCCCCAUCUGACCAAAUGAACCCUAAUAAUGCUGUGCAGAAUAAGGCAGCAGCCAGUGCCAUAUCCCACACAGUUAGCACGCCAGAACUGGCUAACAUGCAGCUGCAGAGCAGUCAAAGCUAUAGUACUGUCCACAUGUUAAAUAACUAUCUUUUCAGGCCACCACCUCCAUAUCCACGUCCACGUCCUGCCACCAGCACGCCUGACCUAGCGAGCCACCGUCAUAAAUAUGUCAGUGGCAGUAGCCCUGAUUUGGUUACUCGUAAGGUCCAGCUCUCAGUGAAGACAUUCCAAGAGGACAGCUUGCCAGUGGUUCAUCAGUCACUCCAGGAGGUUAGCGAGCCACUCAUGGCAGUCAAGCAUCAUGCAGCUUUGCACAAGCGCCAUAGUUUGGAGGUCAUCAGCAAUAUGGUACGUGGUAUAGAAGCUAUGGCUUUAAAGACUUUAAAUGCCCCUCUGCCACGUAGAAACACCUUGCGAGAGCAGGUGCAGCCAGAAGAGGCAGCGCAGAUGGAACACGCGGUUCAGCAGCACCCUUGCUACCAUCACAAGAAGACGUUCUCGAGUGCCACGAUGCUGAUACACAGCAGUGAAAGCGAAGAGGAAGAAGAAGCUUCAGAAUCAGUGUCACAGAUAGCACCGCUCCAUGAAAAUGUGGAAUAUAGUGCUCAGUUGCAAGCUGCUUUGGCUAGAAUACCAAAUAAACCUCCUCCUGAGUAUCCCGGGCCAAGGAAAAGUGUUAGCAAUGGAGCCCUGAGGCAGGACCAAGUAAACAUUUCAGUGGCUGUAGCCAGGGCCAAGGCCAUGAGGCCAGGGCCUACCAAGGCCAUUAGCGUGUCUCGGACUGAUCAAAUGACAAUGAAUGGGGCCUCACUUGGACCAUCUAUCUCAGAGCCUGACCUCACAAGUGUAAAGGAGAGGGUCAAGAAAGAACCAGUGAAGGAAAGGCCUGUGUCCGAAAUGUUUUCUAUCGAGGACAGCAUUAUAGAAAGAGAGAUGAUGAUGAGG